Molecule: messenger RNA, 438 nt
Organism: Entamoeba dispar SAW760
Lineage: Eukaryota; Evosea; Mastigamoebida; Endamoebidae
Exons: 2
Coding region: 1-438 (145 amino acids)
Source: RefSeq, a predicted model, not a curated record
AUGAAUAUACUCAAAUCAAGAUACAUCAUACUUAAACCAACAAGAAUUACAAAAUGUCGACUGAUUGAUAUAGAAUUUUUCUUGAUUAUUUACUUUUAUGUCAUAGGCUUAUUCUCUUCUUUCUUCAAUAAUCUUCUUUUAUUUUAUUCAUAUUCUCUGCUUCAUUUCUAUUCUAAAUAUUAUUAUUUCUCUGUCUCUCUUUUGUUUUUUUUUUUUAAUCUUUUGUAUUAUUCUUUUCAUUUCUCUAUACCUCUUGUUCUUUUGUUUCUUUCUAAUUAUAUUUUUAUUCUUUUCUUAAUAUUUUUCAAUCUUAUUAAUUCUUUCAUAUUCUUUUUCAUUUCUUUUUAUCAUUUCUUUUUAUCAUUUCAUGUUCAUUUUAUUUGCUAUCCUAUUUUCUUCUAUCAUCAUUUAUCAUUAAUUUAUUAUGUAAAUAUUUGA